AUGCUGCUGAAGGAGUAUCGGAUCUGCAUGCCACUCACCGUGGACGAGUACAGAAUUGGACAGCUGUACAUGAUCAGCAAGCACAGCCACGAACAGAGUGACAGAGGAGAAGGGGUGGAGGUCGUCCAGAAUGAGCCCUUCGAGGACCCUCACCAUGGCAAUGGGCAGUUCACAGAGAAGCGAGUAUAUCUCAACAGCAAACUGCCCAGUUGGGCUAGAGCUGUUGUUCCCAAAAUAUUUUAUGUAACAGAGAAGGCAUGGAACUAUUAUCCCUACACAAUUACAGAAUACACAUGUUCCUUUCUGCCGAAAUUCUCCAUUCACAUAGAAACCAAGUACGAGGACAACAAGGGAAGCAAUGACAGCAUUUUUGACAAUGAAGCCAAAGACCUGGAGAGAGAAGUUUGCUUUAUCGAUAUUGCCUGUGAUGAAAUUCCAGAACGUUACUACAAAGAAUCUGAGGAUCCUAAACACUUCAAGUCAGAGAAGACAGGACGGGGACAGUUAAGGGAAGGCUGGAGAGAUAGUCAUCAGCCCAUCAUGUGUUCUUACAAGCUAGUGACCGUGAAGUUCGAGGUCUGGGGGCUUCAGACCAGAGUGGAACAAUUUGUACACAAGGUGGUUCGAGAUAUCCUUCUGAUUGGACAUAGACAGGCUUUUGCUUGGGUUGAUGAGUGGUAUGACAUGACAAUGGAUGAAGUCCGAGAGUUUGAACGAGCCACUCAGGAAGCCACCAACAAGAAAAUCGGCGCUUUCCCACCUGCCGUUUCUAUCUCCAGCAUCCCCCUGCUGCCUUCUUCAGUCCGCAGUGCCCCUUCGAGCGCUCCAUCCACGCCUCUCUCCACUGAUGCACCAGAAUUCCUGUCAGUUCCCAAAGAUCGGCCCCGGAAAAAGUCGGCCCCAGAAACUCUCACACUUCCAGACCCUGAGAAAAAAGCCACCCUGAAUUUACCUGGCAUCCACUCUUCAGAUAAGCCAUGUCGGCCCAAAUCAGAGUAA
Messenger RNA from Rangifer tarandus platyrhynchus (Svalbard reindeer), 999 nucleotides. The record is from the annotation of a GenBank genome assembly. Lineage: Eukaryota; Metazoa; Chordata; Mammalia; Artiodactyla; Cervidae.